AUCCAGGGUCGGCUCGGAUCUUGAAGCUUUUCAAACGUCGGUUUGGCAGACCUAAACAGCAGCUUGUCGUCUCUACGCCACCCCAGGGUCGCUCAAUUGCUCCCCAAUUGCCGGCCAUUUCUUUCUCCUGUCCCAAUUCUUGCUUCCAUCAAAAGCAACCAUGAUGUCGAAGUCUUCUUUCGGUCGUACGGCGCAGCGUGCGCUCCGGACACAUCGUCGGGCCUUUGCCUCUGCCGCUUCUCCCAGCACUCUGUAUGAGACCACCGAGGCUGCAGGCAUUAAGGUCGCCAACAGAGAGCUAGCAGGUGCUACUUCUUUGUUGGCAGUUGUUUCCAAGGCUGGCUCUCGCUACCAGCCCGUCCCCGGCUUCUCUGAUGCUCUUGCUCGAUAUGCUUUCCAGUCCACAUACAAACGAUCGGGCUUGCGUAUCACUCGUGAGGCAGAGCUUCUAGGUAGCAACCUCACAGCCAAGAACACGCGCGAAAAUGUCGUCCUCCAAGCCAAGUUCCUAUCUGCAGACCUUCCCUACUUUGCCGAGCUUCUCGCAGAGGUUACCUCUCAGACCAAAUACAGUGGUUAUGAGUGGGCCGAAUUGGUCCUUCCCACCAUCAAGCUCCGCCAGCAGGUCCUCUUCUCCAACCCAGAGACUUUAGCCUUGGAAUCAGCCCACGCAUCUGCUUUUCACCGUGGUCUUGGUGAAAAUACAUUCGCUACUGCUUCUACCCCAUUCGAAUCUUACUUCACCGAAGACGGUCUCGCCGAAUUCGCCCAGAGCGCCUAUGCUAAGCCCAACAUCUCCCUCGUCUCUGUGGGACCCAACUCCAGUGAAGUGUCCAAGUGGGUGAAUCAAUUCUUCGCUGGACACUCUGCUUCCCCCGUCGCUGGCCAGUUCAAGGUCAAGGACACCGUUCCAUCCAAGUUCUAUGGUGGCGAACAACGCACAUCCAGCAAGGCCGGUAACGCCGUUGUCAUCAGCUUCCCUGGUUCUGCUCAGUACGGUGCUUCUGGGUUCAAGGCUGAGGCUGAUGUCCUCGCUGCCCUCCUCGGUGGUGAGUCCACCAUCAAGUGGUCUCCAGGUUUCUCUCUCCUCGCCAAGGCCGUGGAGGGUGAGACUGGUGUUAGCGUUUCGACCAAGAACUACGCUUACUCUGACGCUGGACUCUUCGCCAUCACCAUCUCUGGAAAGGCCGAUGGUGUUGCUACCGUUUCCAAGCGCGCUGCUGAGACUAUUAAGCAGGUUGCUGCUGGUGAGGUUCCUGCCGAGGUUAUCAAGAAAGCUAGUGCAUUGGCCAAGUUCCGUGCCUUGGAAGCUUCCCAGGUUGCCGAGACUGGUGUUGAGCUCACUGGCUCUGCUUUGAUUAACGGCGGCAAGCCAUACCAGAUCAGCGAGCUUGCUUCAAGCUUUGAGAAGGUUUCCCCUCAACAAGUUCAAGAUUUGGCCAAAUCGUUCGUCUCUGGAAAGGCCUCCAUCGCCGCCGUGGGAGAUUUGCACAAACUUCCUUUCGCCGAAGACCUCGGUCUCACCAUCUAAGUGCAAUCUUGUACAACCCGGUUCCGAUAUAAGCGUAAGAAGAAACACCAGGGACAAAAGAGAAGAAACUACAAAAUAGAAAGAUGAUGAAAAAUAUGUACUAGAUUUCCCCCUUUCCUCCCUUUUUCUUCUUACCAGCCUGUGAAAUUAUAUGAAGCCUAAAAUUUCAUCAUUGCGAGUCUACAUCAUAAAUAUCUAUCUAGACCUGCUUUUUUUUUGCUGCUACUCAACCUUUUCUUUUGUCUUUGCUAUUGCUGAUGUACUUGUAUCAUUGGAAUUGAGAUAUCUUUUCUUUC
Molecule: messenger RNA, 1827 nt
Organism: Talaromyces stipitatus ATCC 10500
Lineage: Eukaryota; Fungi; Ascomycota; Eurotiomycetes; Eurotiales; Trichocomaceae
Product: ubiquinol-cytochrome C reductase complex core protein 2, putative
Exons: 4
Coding region: 161-1531 (456 amino acids)
Cellular component (GO): mitochondrion
Molecular function (GO): metal ion binding
Source: RefSeq, a predicted model, not a curated record